AUGCGCCCGUUGCCGCGAGUGGCCGCCGCCGUCUUGUGCGACAGAAGCCUCCUCCAGCAGAUCGCGGGUUUUCAGGAUGGCGUGUUUGGCAAUCUUCUCCCUCUCUUUGCCCUCCAACGACACUUGGUGUGCACUCUUGCUGGCAAAAGGAGGAACCACGUGGAAGUGGACGUUGAGGUCGAAUUCCGAGGCACGGCGAUUCACUUGUCGCUGUCCCCAUUCAACUGCGUGUGGCUUGAAAAGGCACUCAAGCACGCUCUCUUGCGAGGGCAUGCAGCGUGGGUUCGUCAUGUCCUUCGAUGCAAACCAAACGUGUCCUUCCCCAAUCUGGUCGACAUUGCCGCCCAACAUGGGGAUAUCGCCAUGCUCGAGUUUUUGCACAUGCGAAAGGUUCGUGGGUCGACGGAAGCGCUCGACACGGCCAAAUCGCUGGAAAUCGUCCAGUACCUCCACGCCCGCGACUAUUCAUGUACAACGGCGGCGAUGGAUAUCGCCGCGUUACGAGGUGCCCUUGACAUCGUUCGAUUCCUCCAUGAGCACCGCCGCGAAGGAUGCACGGUGCUUGCGAUGGACUUUGCAGCGUCCAAUGGACAUUUGGACGUGAUUCAGUUUCUCCACUCGCAUCGGCGGGAAGGAUGCACAGCCAAGGCUUUGGAGAUGGCGAUCAAGCGGGGACACGUCGAUGUCGUCAAGUUUCUCCUGUGCCAUCGACACGAACAUAAAUCGAGCAGUGAUGUCGUGCGUCGAGCGUCCGAAUUGGUGGCCCGCCACGAACCCACCAUGGCGACGCUUGUUCCCGCACUUGUCUCGGUGGAUGCUGUUGUGUAA
Messenger RNA from Aphanomyces invadans, 828 nucleotides. RefSeq lists its product as hypothetical. The record is from RefSeq and is a predicted model, not a curated record. The coding region runs from base 1 to 828 and encodes 275 amino acids. The transcript is spliced from 3 exons. Gene Ontology annotation, molecular function: protein binding. NCBI's taxonomy places the organism in Eukaryota, Oomycota, Saprolegniomycetes, Saprolegniales, Verrucalvaceae.